AGGUUCUUCACCGACACCUACAGUUAUUACGCAAGGGAGGCCAUUAUAUCACACUAUUGCUCCUGGUAUGAAUGUCGCGAUCCAGGGAGGGAGUUCUGGCCCAUCCCCCCCUCAAUUUAUAAGAUCCCCAAAGUCAAGCGCUCCGUGAAAUUUUGAUGCCUAACCUCCAUAACAUCGAUGUUAGCAAUUAUUCUGAAAUCCCUGACGUAAUUCUUGGUCCCUUGAUGCUCCGCUUCGAGGAUAUUUCCAAUGACCACUCGACGAAUAGCAAGAGGGAAUGGUUGGAGAUGAUCCCUCCGAAGCUACGAUUAUCUUCCGUCGAGGAAACACUCUGCCUCGCUCGAUCUGUUUUCAUGCACAAGCCUUCCACAAGAUAUGAUGACCCUGUGUACGGUCAAAGGUAUCCUAAUCUCGGGCAUUUUUUUCUGCAGUGGCAAUGGGACGAUUUGGGAUCACGUAUCCUGAUCAGCAUCAUGGCAUCAGCUGGGUACAAUUCUGAGACCAUGACGUUUACACAGCUGCUGGAGGAAAACAUCCAUGUCGAAUGUGUCACCUGCACUCUAGCUGGGAGUGCCACAAUAUUGGAAGCCGCUAAAGCGGUGCACCACGGGCAUAAUUGCUUCCGCCGUUUUCUCUAUGGCGGUGAAGAGCCAAGAUUCCGCGUUCUGGAGGGUAUGGAACUUGAAUCGGCUAGAGCAUCGAGUACAGUGAAUGGACAGUGGGAAUGCUUGCUUUGCAAACCUUGUGUCACAGAUUCGGAAGACAUGAUUCUUGAGCACAUUGCAUCUGCGCAUCCUAACGCACGUCCUGAUUUACAAUAUUGCUACAAAGGACCAAACCAUCAAACUCCGAGGAAGCCUAUUCCGGUACGCCUGGCUUUGGAAGGUCGAUGACCAGCUGUUGAUGAUUAACGGUCCUGGGUCCCAGCGUCAUAUU
Molecule: messenger RNA, 936 nt
Organism: Cantharellus anzutake
Lineage: Eukaryota; Fungi; Basidiomycota; Agaricomycetes; Cantharellales; Hydnaceae
Exons: 4
Coding region: 156-893 (245 amino acids)
Source: RefSeq, a predicted model, not a curated record